This is a messenger RNA of Lycium ferocissimum, 3382 nucleotides long. Its product is annotated as leucine-rich repeat receptor-like protein kinase TDR. Bases 162 to 3236 code for a protein of 1024 amino acids. Gene Ontology annotation, biological process: protein phosphorylation; hormone-mediated signaling pathway. The transcript has 3 exons. Lineage: Eukaryota; Viridiplantae; Streptophyta; Magnoliopsida; Solanales; Solanaceae. Gene Ontology annotation, molecular function: protein kinase activity; protein binding; ATP binding. The record is from RefSeq and is a predicted model, not a curated record. Gene Ontology annotation, cellular component: plasma membrane.
AAACAAAACAAAACAAGAAACUAAUCAUCAUGAAACACCCUCUGUAUCCAACAAAGCAAAAAAGCAAAUUCUAACCACCAAAGCAUUACUUCCCUUAAAUUUACCACUCAUCUUUUCACACCCUAUUUUUCCCAAACCAAAUUUACUACAAUCCCAUAACCAUGAACCAUUUCUUUUCUCUCUUUCUCACUACAACUUCCUCAAUUCUCUUCUUUCUCACACAAAUUUCACUUGUUUUCUCUACUUCAAAUUUUCCUCUUCAGCUCACUUCUCUUUUGUCAUUAAAAUCUUCUUUUCAAGAUCCUAACAAUACAUUUCAAGAUUGGAAUCCAACAACCACUUUCUCAAAUUCUGGUUCACAACCCUUUUGGUGUUCAUGGUCUGGCAUAAAAUGUGACACAAAAACAAGCCAAAUCACAACACUUAAUCUCUCGAAGAGGAAUCUUUCUGGUAAAAUUCCACAAGAUAUUAGAUUCUUGGUACACCUACACCACUUAAAUUUAAGUGGGAAUUCUUUUGAUGGGCCCUUACAGACAAUCAUUUUCCAAUUUCCAUUUCUUAGGUCACUUGACAUUAGUCACAACUCCUUUAAUUCAACAUUUCCACCAGGCAUAACAAAACUCAAGUCUCUCACACACUUAAAUGCCUAUAGCAACAGCUUCACAGGCACUUUGCCUGAAGAAAUUGUUAGCCUUCAAAAUCUUGAGUACCUGAAUCUUGGUGGCAGUUACUUUGCUGGUGAAAUUCCGGUAACUUACGGGAAUUUCACAAAGUUGAAAUUUUUACACCUGGCUGGAAAUUUACUGAGUGGUAAAAUCCCAGUGGAAUUGAGUUUCUUGAACCAACUUGAACAUUUAGAAAUUGGUUACAACAAUUACACUGGCAAUGUACCUGAAGAAUUUUCCUGUCUAUCAAAUUUGACCUAUCUUGAUAUUUCCCAGGCUAAUCUCUCUGGUGAAAUUCCAUUUCAGCUCGGGAAUUUAACGAAUCUUGUAUCUUUAUUCCUUUUCAAGAACCAUUUUAUCGGUACAAUUCCUCCGAGUUUUUCUCAGCUCACAUUGCUGAAAUCACUGGAUUUGUCAGAUAAUCGUCUAUCAGGCACAAUUCCAUUGGGAUUUUCAGAGUUAAAAGAGCUGAAUAUGUUGUAUUUGAUGAACAAUAACUUAACAGGUGAAAUCCCACAAGGCAUUGGUGAGUUACCAAAUCUUGAAUUAUUAUCUCUUUGGAACAAUUCACUUACUGGAAUUUUACCACAAAAGUUAGGGUUAAAUGCAAAGUUACAAAAACUUGAUGUCUCAUCAAACUUUUUGUCUGGUCCAAUUCCACCAAAUCUUUGCCUCAGCAACAACUUAGUUAAACUCAUCCUGUUUUCGAACGAGUUUACUGGUGAGAUUCCUUCAUCCUUAACGAAGUGCAUGGCUUUAUCGAGGCUGAGGAUUCAAGACAAUAGACUCAACGGAUCAAUUCCGUUAGGGUUCGGGUUUUUGCCAAAUUUCACUUACAUGGACAUCAGCAAGAACAAAAUUUCGGGUCCAAUUCCAAAAGAUUUUGGAUACGCCGUGAAAAUGCAGUACUUGAACAUUUCGGAGAAUUUAUUUGGUUGUGAUUUGCCUGAAAAUAUAUGGAAUGCCCCAAGCUUGCAGAUAUUUUCAGCAAGUUAUAGUGGCCUCGUUGGAAAGCUACCCGAUUUCAAAGGGUGUCAAAAUUUAUACAAAAUCGAGCUCGAAGGAAACAAUCUCAAUGAUAGUAUUCCGUGGGACAUCGAACACUGUGAAAAGCUUAUUUCGUUGAAUUUUAGACGAAAUUCGCUUACAGGAAUUAUUCCCUGGGAAAUAUCCGCGAUUCGUUCCAUAACAGACGUUGAUUUGUCGCAUAAUUUUCUCACGGGGUCAAUUCCUUCAGCUUUCGAAAAGUCUAGCACGUUGGAACAUUUCAAUGUGUCGUAUAAUCAGCUCACCGGUCCAUUGCCUUCGUCGGGGUCCAUAUUUUCAACAUUCCAUCCAUCGUCCUUUAUAGGAAACCAAGGCCUUUGUGGUACUAUCAUACACAACCCGUGUAGGACGGAUGGACUCAAAGACGGGAAAGUAGAUUUCUCGAACCACUCCAAGAAAACAAAUGGUGCAUUAAUAGUAUGGAUCACGUCUGCAGCAUUCGGAGUAGUACUAUUCAUCCUCAUCGUGGCCAUUCGAUGUUUCCACUUGAAUUAUAGCCGAAGAUUCCCGUGUGACAAGGAAAACGGACCGUGGAAGUUAACAGCAUUCAAAAGGUUAAAUUUCACGGCGGAUGAUGUCCUGGAAAGCAUAACAACCACAGACAAGAUCAUCGGAAUGGGGUCUGCAGGUACGGUGUACAAGGCGGAAAUGCCAAGUGCCGAGAUCAUAGCAGUGAAGAAGCUAUGGGCCGGGAAGCAACAAAAGGAGACAACAAGGAAAAGACGUGGCGUAUUGGCAGAGGUUGAUGUAUUAGGCAACGUAAGGCAUAGGAACAUUGUGAGAUUACUAGGUUGUUGUAGUAACAACGAAUGUACCAUGUUGUUGUAUGAGUACAUGCCUAAUGGAAGCCUCGAUGACUUGUUACAUAACAAGAACAAAGAUGCAAAUUUGGUGGCUGAUUGGUUUACUAGGUACAAAAUUGCACUAGGGGUGGCACAAGGAAUUUGUUAUCUUCAUCAUGAUUGUGACCCUGUCAUUGUUCAUCGUGACCUAAAACCUAGCAACAUUCUUUUGGAUGGUGAAAUGGAAGCUAGGGUUGCUGAUUUUGGGGUUGCUAAAUUGAUCGAGUGUGACGAAUCCAUGUCCGUGAUUGCUGGAUCUUAUGGCUACAUUGCACCCGAAUAUGCAUAUACAUUGCAAGUGGAUGAGAAGAGUGACAUCUAUAGCUACGGGGUGGUGCUUAUGGAAAUUUUGUCAGGGAAAAGAUCGGUAGAUUCAGAAUUUGGCGAUGGACAUAGCAUUGUAGACUGGGUGAGGUCCAAGAUGAAGACCAAAAAUAAUAUAAACGACGUGUUAGAUAAAAAUGUUGGUGCAUCGUGUCCUCGGGUGAGAGAGGAAAUGAUGUUGAUGCUCAGGGUGGCGUUACUCUGUACUAGCCGGAACCCGGCUGACCGGCCUUCGAUGAGGGAUGUUGUGUCCAUGUUGCAAGAGGCCAAGCCCAAGAGGAAGUUGACAGGAAGUGGUGGUGACAAUAAUGCAGUUGGUGCUAUUUCUUUGGCACAAAAGGCCAAUGUGGAGUGUUAAUAUGAUUGGAGAUUUUGGGGGGUUUUGUUUUUCUUUUGUCCUUUUUAUUUCUCUUCAAAUUGUGGGGGAUUGGUAUAGGAUAAGUUGAUAGUUGCUUUAAAACUUUAACGAUUGGAAAUUCAGGUGUUCUGGUUUUUGAGUGAUCA